AUGCGCUUAAAUCUCACGCCUCGCCAGAGUGACAGCACGUCAUCGUCACAGCUCAGCGACCCUGACCCGCUCCCACUCUCGCUGCAGCGGAGGAACAGAGCCCUGGGGAACCCAGGAGCUGUGGAAAGCCAGCUCUCCUUUGUGGCCCAGGAAGCACAGAAAUUCUGCCAGCCAAGAGACAAAGAAAGAGAAGUAAAGCCAGCACAUGGAGAUAAGAAAGUGAACAUAACUUCAGAGCAGUAUCGCCAGGCCCAUAAGCUGGGAUCACUCUCAGGAAUGACCAUCAGCCCAGAGCCAUGGGGCUUGUUGGAUGCAGGGGUGAGUGGGGCUUGCAGAAAACAGCCCACCAUCGAUGCUCUGAUAUCCGAAUGCCACUCUGGAGUCAGUUUGGGAAGGUGGUGGUCACCAUGCUUAGAGCUGUGCUUGGAAGUGACAAAAAGUGUUCUGGUACAGAAAGCCAAGACCGCUGAGCAGGCUGAGUGCGGUGAUGAUGUGGCUGCAGCUGGGAAGGCAGCCAUGCCACAGGGGCAUGCACCCCCAACUGAAGACAGCAAUCUGCCCUCUGCCGCCUACAGGAACAUGGCGGGUGCCCGCCGUUCUUCCUGGAUUCUCAUCUCCAGCACUGAGCAGGGAACAGGGAGGAAUGAGAAGCAGCAGAUGGGCAAAGAGUUGUGGAAGACAGAGGCAGAGCUGCUGGACAUCGGCAAUGAGGUUCCAGAGCGGUUGGGCAGGUCUCUCAUUCCCCACGCUACGCAACCUGAAAGCAAGCUGUUCUGCUUGGAAAUGAAAGGAGAUCAUUUCAGGUAUCUUUGGGUGUCGUCUGGAGACAAUAAACAAACUACUCUGUUGAACUCCUGUUGUGGGAAGUCAGGGACCCCAAACGGAGGGACCAGCCGAAGCCACGGCAGAAGAACAUAAAUUGUGAAGAUU
This is a messenger RNA of Macaca mulatta (Rhesus monkey), 930 nucleotides long. The record is from RefSeq and is a predicted model, not a curated record. Lineage: Eukaryota; Metazoa; Chordata; Mammalia; Primates; Cercopithecidae.